UGCUCUAUCAGUGAUGGUCGAAUAUUGUCAUUAUUGAACGAUUUUAUUCGUUAUAAUUGUUGUAUGAUAUUUAAAUUUCUAUUUCUCUUAUAAUGGAUUUAAGAUCUCCUGUUCAUCACUCAGAUAAUGAGUCUAUUUCAGAUGUAUUGGAAUUGGAUACAGACUAUGAUUUUGACAAGAUUGAAGAAGAGCCAACUAAUACAACUGUUAAUCAUAAAAUGGGGUCGAUUUGGAGAGAUAUUGUUGUUGGAGAACAGAUGGAGGGAUGCCUAACCCGUCUUGAAGUAACCACUAAGGCAGCUGCUUAUACUGAUAUGGAUGAUCCAAACUAUGAGCAUAAGAACAGUGGCCCAAAACGAAAACGAGAUUUUUUAUCAACUAAGUCAAAUAAAAAGACUGAAAAUAUACUAGAAAGCGGAGAAUAUGAUUUGGAGUCUGAUCAUGUUGUAAAAAAAAGAUAUUCACAUGGUAAUGGAGAUUUUAAGAAAUGCAAUUAUAAAUAUGGAAAUACAAAAGGAUUUGUGGAAAAAAGAACUUAUAAUGACAAUACAUCUAGGUGUAGAAUAUUGCCUGAUAUUUGUGAUCCUGAAGAAAAGACUAAUGAUCAGUUUUUAGAUGAAUUGUGCACAAAUCUUCAUGAGCACAACAAGAUUUUAAUGUUAUCUGUGUUAUCCAAAAUUGAUAGGAAAAUCAUUCUUGAAAAAUAUAAGAAAACCUGUUUAAUAGAAGCUAAUGGUGGCCAAAUGAUAAAGAAUGGUAAUCGUAGACGAACAUCUGGAGGAAUAUUUUUUAAUUUAAUUAAAGAAGAUAAGUCAAUUCCAAAUUCAGCAAAAAAAGAUUUAUUUAGCUGCCCUCAAAAUGAAGAGAUAAAAAAGAAGAAAAAGCGCGAGAAAAUGAAACGUAAAAAAGAAAAAUUAAGAAAAUUACUUGCCAAAGAUUUAACUAAGAAAGAAGCAGAUGUUUUGAAAACACUGAAUGAAGAAUUAGAAACAUUACCAUCAAAUUGUACAAUAGAAAAUGAGGAAUUAUCUGAUUAAUUAGUUUUAAAUAUAUUUGUCAUAGUGAAAAACAACUUAGUUUUUUUUUUAUGGGCAUAAUAUGUAAACUAUCAAUUUUUUUCAAAAAUUAAAUUGUAAAAAAAUGUA
Molecule: messenger RNA, 1145 nt
Organism: Rhopalosiphum maidis (corn leaf aphid)
Lineage: Eukaryota; Metazoa; Arthropoda; Insecta; Hemiptera; Aphididae
Gene: Phax
Product: phosphorylated adapter RNA export protein
Exons: 7
Coding region: 93-1037 (314 amino acids)
Biological process (GO): snRNA export from nucleus
Cellular component (GO): nucleus
Source: RefSeq, a predicted model, not a curated record